This is a messenger RNA of Priapulus caudatus, 2482 nucleotides long. Its product is annotated as THAP domain-containing protein 5-like. The record is from RefSeq and is a predicted model, not a curated record. The transcript has 5 exons. The coding region runs from base 942 to 1775 and encodes 277 amino acids. Lineage: Eukaryota; Metazoa; Priapulida; Priapulimorpha; Priapulimorphida; Priapulidae.
CAGGAAAAAUUAGUUAGCGACGCUUCUGAAGAUAUAGUGUUUGUUUCUGCACAGUGACAUAUUAUGUGUGUUGGGAUUGUGUAAGCAGAGGAGCAUAGGAACAGCAUUGCAUAGAAUUAUUAGGUGGUAGAGAGUACACAUUAACACUGGUGGUAAUUGCAAUUCGUUUUUUUCACCAUCAUUUUAUUAUUUAAAUGGCAAGUUUCACGAUGGAAAAAUUGGUAUAUAAAUUUAUUUAAUUUCUUUCCAAAAAUGUCAAACCUUGGAAUCAUGACAGUCAAUAUUUAUCGAUGGUCAGCUCAUAAGGUAACACAGAGAACUUUGCCAGUUAAAUGAUAUCCAGGGUUAAAGGUUAGGGACUGUGGAAAUUAUUACUCUGUGAAUUGAGGAAGAGGAAUGUUGGAACACUUAAAUUGCAGAGGAAUGUGAAGGUUUAUAGGUUUGUUUUACAAGCCCACUUAGGACUAACAUGGUAAGCAAUAGGAGGAUAGCAUUCAACAGUGCUUCUUAAACUGGUGAAUGGUUCACCCAAGGGUGAAUGAAAUUAUUUUAGGGAUUUUAUUUGACUGAAACUUGCCAAAAACAAGGAAAUUUAGUCGCGGGUGAAUGAAAUUUUGUGAUAAAAACUGAUGACAGUGAAUAGUUUAAAAAGCACUGGCUUAGAAGAUGUUUAUUAUCCCAUUGGUGUAUUAGUGCGAGACCAAAAUCAUGGCAUAUACAUCAGAAACGCUAACUUAAUAGGAAGAUUGAAUAUAAGCUUUAUUGUAUUUUUAUGGCUUAUAUUUUGUAAGCAAAAUUCCUAGUACUACUUAUCGUAAGGUAAACCCGGUAGCUCCUGUUCUGCCACAAGAGCAGCUACGAAACAAUGUUUUCCAAGAACUGCAAACAGCUUGAUAUGUAUGGUUUUUUUUAAAGAACGCAUAUAAGGGAAGUACACCAUAAUGCCAAGUUACUGCGCUGCGCCUGGGUGCUCACAUAGGGGCGGAAGGAGCAUGAGAAUGUAUUCCUUUCCCCGUGACCCCGUGAGAAGGAGAAAGUGGCACCUGAAUUGUCGGAGAGGCAGUUGGACGCCGACCAACACCAGUCGUUUAUGUCAGGCACAUUUUGAAGUUUCUCAGUUUGAGAGAAAUGUUCCAAACAAGUUGAAGCCAAAUGCUAUCCCAACAAUAUUUUCUGUGCCAAAUCCUCCCAUAAAAAUCUACGAUGCAGAAGAAAUGGCAGCAAUGAUUAGGGCCAAAGAUUUCCAGAAGGAGCAAGCAGCGAGAGGAUAUGAGCACAAUUAUGCAGCAAAUCAAAAGAAAGAAAGCCAGGAGAAAAAUAAGGCAAAUGCUGAAUUUCCUGAAUACUUGAAAAAAGGUGACCAUGCAGAGUGCUGGAAUGAAAUCACAAAGUUACGGCUGGAAAAUGUUAAACUUCAAAGGCAGAUGUUAAUGCUUGAUCAGACACUAAGACAAAUGGAGACCUCACUCGGUGCAUUCCUAAACCCUGAACAAAUUCAAAUGCUCAAAUGCAAGACCAAAAGGAAAAACUGCGUUUGGUCAGCAAACACCAUCAAACGUGCAUUCCAGCUCAGGUGUGCUGUUGGCAUUCGGGGAUAUCUGUUUUUGGUAUCAGAAGGCUACCCACUGCCAAGUUACAGCUCUCUGUGCUAUAGGAUGAAAACUCUUAAAUUUGAUCAGGAGGUGACAUCGGACGUAUACCACAUUUUGGGUAAAGGGAGAAACUUAAACCCAACAGAGAAAGAUUGUGUCCUGACACUUUGCGAAGACAACUGAUUGUGUGGAGAUGAUUUCGUGCUCUCUCACACAACUCCUGCAAGAAUCAGAGUUUGUUGCUGUACAAGGACUUCACGCUUCGAUGUUAGCAGGACUGCAAUUCCUGACUGAGGCAGGUAACCUGUAGUGAAAAUUACCGAAUCAACAAAACAAUCAAACACUCGUCGCCAGUGCUUAAUUCGCAGAUUUUAAUUACCAUCAGCAAUGCUUAAUCAUGCACGUUUUAGUGCAGUAAAUGCUUUGUUUUCGGUAGAGUUUGGUCUGGUGGUGUUGCAUAUUCUGUAAAUAAUAACUUUAUGCCCUAUUAGGAUGGUGUUGCAAUCUUCUCAUUGUUUUUCGAAAUUUAAUGGCGAGGUAAAUUGAAGUCUUGAGGCUAUAUAAUUGAAAUUAACACUCUACAAGCAUCCAUGAAUUCGGAACGAUUCUAAUAUAAAUAUUACAAGUACGUGCUUAAAAAGACGACUUUUAUACAAAACUGUUAAAGAUUAGGCAUAUCCAUGUAGGGUAUGUGCAACUUCUGUUAUGUAGGAUAACAUUUGUAUAGCAUUUGCAAAGAGUCGUUGUAAAUAUAAGUUUAGAGUACUCUGUUGAAUUGCUGUUGGGAUAACCAGUAUGGACAUAGUACUGUAGUAGGUUUUUCAUGCAGGGCAGGGCAUACUGAUAUAUGAUAUGAUAAAUGAUAUAUAUAAAACAUAUAUAAACAUUUA